CUUCUCCCUCCACACGGCACUGCGCCCUGGGGCUAUGGGGGCCCGGGAGGCGGGUCUGAGCAUCCCCUGGUGCCGGGCAGAGCGCAUCAGCCAGCAGGGGCAGGAUUCCUGAUUCCCAUGGAAGCACCCUGCGUCCUGGAUCGCCAGGGCUCUGAGGACACGGAUGGGCCACAAGGCGUCCAUAGAGGUGCUGAGAUGCUGCACAGGGACGAGGAAGGAAGUCCGUGGCAGGAUGAAGCAUUGUCGGGCGAGGCGUCCGAGGGCCAGCCCGGGGCCGAGGUUCAGCUGGAUGGAGCACAGGAUACAGGGACCGCGGAGCGGAAGACAUGCCCUGAGUGCGGGAAGAGGUUUGUCUGGAGCUCGCACCUUGUGCAGCACCGGCGCAUGCACACUGGGGAGCGGCCGUUCCAGUGUGGUGAGUGCGGCAAGAGCUUCAGCCGCAGCUCCAACCUAGUGAAGCACCAGGGCACCCACACGGGCGAACGCCCCUACCGCUGCCCAGACUGCGGCCGCGGUUUCACCGACUCCUCCAACCUGGCCGCUCACCUACGUGGCCAUGCCGGCCACAAGCCCCACCGCUGCCCCCAGUGCGGGAAAGGCUUUGCCCGGCGCUCCCACAUUGCCACGCACAGGCGCACCCACACCGGCGAGCGCCCCUUCCCCUGCCCCGACUGUGGCAAGGCCUUCGCCCAGCGCUCCGACCUGGUGGCCCACCGCCGCACCCACACCGGGGAGCGCCCCUACCAGUGCACUGUGUGCGGCAAGCGCUUUGGUAUGAGCUCCACCCUGACGGUGCACUGGCGCACCCACACUGGUGAGAAACCCUACCGCUGCCACCAAUGCGGCAAAGGCUUCACCCAGAACUCGGGCUUCCUCAUCCACCAGCGGCUGCAUGCCGGAGACAAGCCCUACAAGUGCGGACAGUGCGGCAAGGCCUUCAGCAUCAGCUCUGAUCUCCUCGCCCACCGGAGGGGCCAUGACGCUGGGGUUGCCGCCCACAAGUGCCCUGACUGCGGAGCUGGCUUCGGUGCCAGCGCCGAACUCCUGAACCACCAGAGCAGCGCCCACGGGGAGACGAUGCCACACCGGUGCGCAGCUUGCGGGAAAGCCUUCCGGUGCCGCGCUGCCCUCGGCAGGCACCAGAGGACUCACAGCCAGCAGAGAUCGCACAGCUGCUGCCAGUGUGGGAAAAGCUUCCUGCACAGUUCGUCCCUCAGUGCCCACCUGAGGACCCACACUGAGGAGAAGCCUUUCAAAUGCACCCAGUGCGGGAAGGACUUCCGCCAGAGUUCGGCUCUGAUCAGACACCAGAGGACUCACACGGAAUAGGGCCGGCCACGGCUAACCCUUGGGGGGCCGGGGCCGGCUUGGAGAUCCAGAGGAGCAGGGUCAGAUUGGGGUGGCCGCUGGGAAGCUGGGGAUGGGCUCUGCGGGAGGGACCUAGC
This is a messenger RNA of Mauremys reevesii (Reeves's turtle), 1445 nucleotides long. RefSeq names its product zinc finger and SCAN domain-containing protein 2-like. The record is from RefSeq and is a predicted model, not a curated record. Lineage: Eukaryota; Metazoa; Chordata; Testudines; Geoemydidae. The coding region runs from base 118 to 1329 and encodes 403 amino acids. The transcript has 3 exons.